AUGGUCUGUGAAACGCAACUCUACGACCUACUAAUGGUCCCUGCUACGGCAACGGUUGACCAAAUCACAAAAUCAUACAAGAAAUUGGCCCUCAAAUACCAUCCUGAUAAGACGAAUCACAAUCCAGAGUCCACCGAGAAAUUCAAAGACCUCUCUCGGGCGUAUGAAAUUCUAAAAGACCCUCGCCAGCGAGGUAUAUACGACGUAUACGGAACCAGAGGUUUAGAUGGGUCUUUCGCAGAUGCUCCGCCUCAACAGCCAGGAAGAGGGUUCAAUGUGAACCAACAACCUCGAACACCCGGAUUUGGCUUCGAACAGACAAUUUUUUCCCAGCUCUUUAACGACAUGUCUUCUGCUUUUGGUUCGAAUGGUCAUUUUGGUCAGCAUUUUGGCCAGCCACAUGUGCCGGGCAUGAAUUUUACCGCUGGUGGGCCAAAUGUAAACACCUCAUCACCAACAACAAUUAUCCGUCCGGAUAUUGGCAACGGGUCCAAAAAAUCCAAGAAAGGAACAAGCAUUCAUCACAACUUCAAAGUUACUUUGGCUGAUAUGUACCAUGGCAAAGAGGCGAAGUUUCUGCUCCCAAAAAUGACCAAAUGUUCAACGUGCAACGGCAUGGGCUGUUUCCAUCCUAAAACCUGCGUGACGUGUGAAGGAAGUGGCAGAAUAAUCAUUCAGGUCACUGACCACUUUGCUCAAUUUCAAGAAAAGCGAGAUUGUCAUUCGUGUCGGGGGACGGGCAUCUACUCCCGAACAGAGGAUUUGUGUGACAGAUGUGAUCAGGGCUACAGAAUGGAGACGAAACUCUUAAAGGUGUCCAUUCCUCCAGGCUCCAAGAACGGGGAUAAAUGUAUUCUUCUAGGGCAGUCGGAUGAAGGCAAGAACCUUACUCCUGGAGACGUCAUUAUCCAUUUGGAAGAGCAGCCGCACCCGUUUUUGGUGAGACAGGGGAACGAUCUUUUCAUGGAGUAUGACAUUGAUUUGAAAACCGCAUUAUUAGGGGGAAGGCUAGUCAUCCUGGACUUUCCCAGAAUGGGAGAAGAUGUUAUUCUCUAUGUGAAUGUACAUGGUAAAAAACGUCUUAAUGAUUCGAUCCAUCCAUUGGUCAACUCUGGAGAAGUGAUUGGAACCAUUAACCUGGGGAUUCCGAAACUCGUCAAGGGUUUGGGAAUGCCCAUAAAUGAAACCAUCAAGAAUGGUAAGUUUUACCAAAGCAAUGGGUCCAAAUUUAAGAGAGAUGUCGCAUCAUACAAACGCGGAGACCUUUACAUUAAGUUUAAUGUGCAAUUACCGGAGAUUAAAGAUUUCGCUGGCGAAGACGAUCUUGAGGUGUUGCAGAAUAUCUUGCCUGGUAAGCCGACCGAAGAGUCAUUUGGCACGGUAGCUUGGGAGCACCAUUUAUCCAGUAUUCCUGAAUUGGAGCCGAUUGCUGCGGAGUCUGAAAUCAAAAGCUCGAGUGGAGAUGAACGUGCAUCGUCGGAAGAAUACGAUUACGAGCAAAUAGAAGUCGACAGUCAAGACGGUUCUGAAGAGCAGGAAGAUGAUCAGUUUUACGCUGAAAAGUGGUCAAAGGAGCUGGAUGGUAAGCGAAGAAAAGUGGACGCUUGA
This is a messenger RNA of Metschnikowia bicuspidata var. bicuspidata NRRL YB-4993, 1608 nucleotides long. RefSeq lists its product as uncharacterized. Lineage: Eukaryota; Fungi; Ascomycota; Pichiomycetes; Serinales; Metschnikowiaceae. The record is from RefSeq and is a predicted model, not a curated record. Gene Ontology annotation, molecular function: Hsp70 protein binding. Gene Ontology annotation, biological process: protein refolding. The transcript has a single exon. Gene Ontology annotation, cellular component: cytoplasm; cytosol; nucleus. The coding region runs from base 1 to 1608 and encodes 535 amino acids.